AUGUAUUUUUAGUUUCAAAAUAUUACGUCCAAAUAUAUUAACCAUUCAAUCUAUUAAAAAUAAAAAAAUUAGUUAAGUGAAAGUUAUAUUUUUAAAUACAAGAAAUUUGAGAAAUAAAAAAUUUAAUUUUUUUUUCAAAAUCUAAAUAUCCGAACCCGAUCCAAAAUAAUCGAACCCGAACUAAAAAUACCCGAACCGAAGUACAGAAAUACCCGAACGGUUUUUAUACCUCUAUACCGAGAUACCCGAAAAUCCAAAAUAUCCGACUCGAACCCGAGGUCCACCCCUAUUAACAGUUCAAUACAUUUUCUCUUGGAUGUCGAUGUCUUUAUAUUUCUGAUAUGACAAUAAAUAUGAAACCUAACAGGUAUGGAGUCCAUUGAUAUAAAUAAAUAAUAACAAGUGAAGGCCCAUAAACUAACCAUAAACACUCACCUCUCAGUGUCAAUGGCCCCGAAUUCCUUCAACUCUAUUUAUUAAUGCUUGAUUUGUCGUAUUUAACAUAUUUCCAUAUCUGCGUCAACAUGUUGAUAGUGUAAGAUGAUUAUUAAAGAAUUAUACACAUUAAUAUCGUCUGCCGAUUCAAGUGUUUUAGAAAGAGCUUCAUCGUAGAAUUCUUAUCCAUGAAACUGUUCAUCAAAAUUGCAUAUAUUGCAGAUAGUUAAUCAUCAUAUGUAAUAGAAUUAUAGAUUAUAUGAUGAUGUAAGAUGUUACCCAAUAUUAAAAAAAGAGUUAUAGACAUUUGGCAUUCACAUACUUAUUUUAUUUAUUUUGGACCCAUCUGGAUUGGAUAUUACUUUUAGUUACUAAUGGUGUUCCAUGAGAUGUCCAUUUCAUUUGUGUAAAGACUAAAGAGAGCUUAGCACUAAACUUCAAAAUGUAUGGUUGAAUCUAUAGAUGGACUUAUUGUGGCAAUAUAAGUUAAACAUCAAUGAAUCUCACUCUUAUAUUUAUUUUUAACGUUAAUUAAUUACGUUAUUACUGAAUACAUAAACAAUCAUAUAAUUUAACAUUUUAUAAGAAUUCUCGUCUACUUACACCACCACUUACACCACCGCAAACCAUUUUUAUAAAGAUAUACACAUAACAUUUUUCUUACAAUUGAAGGUUUUUUAAAAACAUUUUUCUAUUAGUUUAUAUAAUUCAUCUUUUUCGAUUAAAUACAAAUUUCCUUAUGUAAAAAUAUUAAUAAACCAUCAGUUAAACCACCAGAUCAAGAAGCUUUCACGCUAUAUCAUAUACUUCUCUCUGCUAUAUUCUUCUAUCUGCUAUAUAAUACAUAGCGAUUCCCUAUUAGGGAGGGGAUACAACAGUGUUUGUCGUUGAAUUCAUUAACUUCUAAGAUUUUUGGGCCAACCAAACACAUGUGGAUUCAGUUUUAAUGGGCCUGUGCUUAAUUUAUAACCCAAGAAACGUGUCAGAUCUGCACGGGUCUAAGAUUGAAACACGUGUCAAGAUCUCAACGUACAAUCUUCCGCCAUUGUCUGACAAUGAGAGAUUGAAAGUACAAAAAGGCUUUAAGACCGAACUGGUUUGCUCUAAACAAACAGUAACGAACAGUUUGAGAUUCGAAGAUACAUGCAUGGAGGUCAAUGACAAGGUCAAAAUCGUAACUACUGUAGCCUCUCUUGUGGCGGCGACAGUUCUGCUCGUGGCGGAGUAUCGGCGGCGGCGCCACGGUAGGAAGCAGACAUCUUCUCCGAGCUCGUGUUAUCUGCACUCGGAGACCAAACCGCAGUUCGGUUUCAAACGAGUACUUGCGGAUAACUCUUACUCUGGAUUCAAACACAUGAAGAAGCUCGACGAUGUGUUUUCUUCCUCCAUAGGUUGGAUUUGAUAUAAUAUCUCAAGUUUAUUGCAUGUGUGUCUUUGAUUUGUAAUGUUUUGAGUUCGUAACCAAUGCAGAGAAACCUAACAACUCUCAUCCGUACGAAACUGAGAUCGCUGUCUUGUUAGAGAAUCCUCGUCUUGAUGAAGUUGAGUUCUUGAGGGGAGAAUGUUCACUGGAGAUGAGUGGUUCUUAUGUGUGGGUUGAGACGGAGUAUGAGUUGAAGAAGCUUGCGGAAACAUUGGCUAAAGAAAAAGUCUUUGGAGUUGAUACUGAGCAACAUAGUUUGCGAUCGUUUCUUGGUUUCACUGCUUUAGUUCAGGUAAGUGCUAAAGAUACGUUUUAAAAAAAAAUAAUGUUAGGAUUAUUUAAUAUAUUUCUUUUGCAGAUUUCUACAGAAGAGGAGGAUUUUUUGGUGGACACGAUUGCAUUACAUGAUGCAAUGAGUAUACUCCGUCCUGUUUUCUCCAAUCCUGAUAUUUGCAAGGUACAUUUUCAUCAUUAGAAUCUCUUCGCUUGAAUUGUUUCAGAUUUAUAUAAUUUUGAAAUAAUUUUGUUGUAAGCUUUUUUGUGUGCUUUUUAGGUGUUUCAUGGGGCUGACAAUGAUGUUCUCUGGCUUCAAAGAGACUUCCAUAUAUAUGUUGUUAACAUGUUUGAUACCGCCAAGGUACAGCUUUCUAUGUCCUCCUGCACUAAUUAGGAUUAAGUUUGUUGUUGUUGUUGUUUGGUGAAAGUAAAAUGUUUUUUGUUAAUAUAAUAAACCAGGCGUGUGAGGUGUUGUCAAAGCCUCAAAGGUCACUGGCAUACUUACUUGAGACAGUCUGUGGAGUGGCUACUAACAAAUUGCUUCAGGUUAAUUCUUUUAACAUUAAGGAUUAGUAUGUACUAUGUGUGUAUAUUUUCAUUAUCUAUUCUUAUAUUUGCUUAACUUCUUAAAUUCAUGAAGCGUGAAGAUUGGAGACAGCGUCCACUGUCUGAAGAGAUGGUGCAAUACGCCAGAACAGAUGCACACUAUCUACUCUAUAUUGCCGAUAGGUUGACUGCUGAGCUCACACAGCGAGGCACUGGUGAGCACCUUUCACUAUAGAUCACCAUUUUUUUGUAUAUUCUUGCAAAUAAGUUCUAAAAUAUUAGUGUAUCAGAAGAUUCAUCUAGCCCGGAUGACAAGUUCAGUUUUCUUCUCGAGGCUAGUAGACGAUCAAACAUGAUUUGUUUACAGUUGUACACUAAAGAAACAUAAGAUUUUCCUGGGAACGCUGCUGCUUCCUCGUUAAUUUAUCGUCAUUUAAACAGCCAUGGAGAUAACUCUUCCAUCUCCUUGGAUGCAAAGUUUCAGGAGCUUGUAAGGGAACUAUGUGCAUGGAGAGACUUAAUGGCAAGAAUUCAUGAUGAAAGCACGCGAUAUGUUCUGUCAGACCAAGCUAUUAUUGCUCUUGCCUGUAAGAAUCCAACAACAGCUGAGGAAGUACAUCAUUCGAUAGCUCAAGCUGAUUUGGCUACAGAGUCUUCACCAAGCUUGAGUUUAUCAAAUCAAUCUCCAUCUUCUGUUGUUUGUAGUCACUUGGAUGAUAUCUAUCAAAUGACUCAGGACAAGUUAGCUAAACUGGAUGCUCUUUUACCACUAGUUCUCGAGAAAUGUUUGGGGACAGAUGGAACAUGUCCAGUUUCUGUCUUCAACUACUCACUUCUGAUAAAUUUCAAGACAAAGAUCGGUGUCCACUCAGCUCCCAAGCAAAACGGACAUAGAAAGAACUUAAAGCAGUUCACUCGGAAGUCAUCGAGAGAUCUUUUCGUCAAGAAGUUCUCAUGCAAGGCUCCGGUUUACCACAACUGUAGAAUAUACGCAAACGAUGGACGUUUGCUAUGUUACUGCGACAGAAAAAAACUUGAAUGGUAUAUGAACCGUGGUCUUGCGAAGCUAGUUGAAGAAGAACCACCUGCGAUAAUGCUUUUGUUCGAACCCAAAGGACGUCCUGAGGACGAAGGGAAUGACUUCUAUAUUCAGACCAAGAAGAACAUAUGUGUUGGAUGUGGAGAAGGGAAUCACUAUCUGCGUUACAGGAUCAUACCUUCUUGCUAUAGAGUUCAUUUUCCGGAGCAUUUGAAAAGUCACAGGUCUCAUGAUAUAGUUCUGCUCUGUGUGGAUUGUCAUGAAGUUGCGCAUGCUGCUGCUGAGAGGUACAAGAAACAAGUGGCUUCAGAGUUUGGGAUCCCUCUUUUUGUUCGGAGAGUGGUGGAUUCAAAAGAAGCAGCAUCUUCUGUGGAGUGUGAUGAAUCAAGGGGUGACGUUAAGGAUGUUGGUGUCUCUCCUUUGCAUCUUAGGACAGCUGCAAUGGCGCUGUUGCGACAUGGGAACAGAAUGCCAUCUAGUCGCCGUGAGGAGUUGUUGCAGACUGUAAAGAUGUAUUAUGGGGGACGGGACAUAUCUGAGGAAGAUUUGGAGAGAGCUUUACUCAUUGGGUUGAGCCCUCACGAGAGACGAAAACUGGAAAGAAAGAAAGGUGUCCCUCUCAAAUAUUCUGCAGAGGUUGCUCAUAUGAACAAACAAGAAAACAGUAGCAAUGAUACUGAUGCAAACAGUUUUGUAUCUUCUUCAGUUGGAGAACAUGGUGAGGAAGCUACUGGAAAUUCUGAGAAAGAUAUGAAUGAAGAAAGUAGGAUAGUUGUUGCAGAUGAUAGUGGAGGAGAUGGAGUGAUACGAGCCGCUUGUGCUCGCGUAACUGGUGCCGUGAUUACAGGUAAGAGUAGAGAUAACUUGAUUGCAAAGCUUCCUUUAACCCUAGUCUCUCUUGAGAAUAAGGUUAAUGCUGGAAGAUGAUCCUUUAUUGAUAAUUAGAUAUGUUUAUAUAGGGCUAUUACAAAUCAUAACCCUAAGUAA
Molecule: messenger RNA, 4706 nt
Organism: Brassica rapa (field mustard)
Lineage: Eukaryota; Viridiplantae; Streptophyta; Magnoliopsida; Brassicales; Brassicaceae
Product: protein RRP6-like 3
Biological process (GO): TRAMP-dependent tRNA surveillance pathway; nuclear polyadenylation-dependent CUT catabolic process; poly(A)-dependent snoRNA 3'-end processing
Cellular component (GO): nucleolus; nuclear exosome (RNase complex)
Molecular function (GO): 3'-5'-RNA exonuclease activity; nucleotide binding; single-stranded RNA binding
Source: RefSeq, a predicted model, not a curated record